AUGUCGACUGAUUCUACUUCUACUGUUCCUGCUACUCUCGAAUCAGAUGAAAGUAAGUUUAUUACUCAUAUGAAACAAUAUCCACUUGCAGUUGCUGCUAAACAAGAGUUAACGAAAGUACCUUUUGUUAAGGAAACCACUGAAUUUACAUGCCCUAUGUUAAUUAAAGCUGAAUCCACUUUACAUAUGAGUUCAAUUUGUAACUCAGCUGAUAAAUUAGCUGAUGGGAUCUUAGAUCAAGUGGAUAGAAUAGUUCCUAGUUUGAAAACAACUGAAGUUAAACAUUUAACUGAUCCAAUUGUUCAACCAAUUCAUAAGGUUGUUGAUAAAACUAUGCAAUUGUCUGCUACAACUGAAAAAGCCUGGGAAACUCAUGUUUCAGUUCCAACUCAGAAAUUUGUCAAGGAAGUUGAUGAUUAUUAUAAACAAACAAUUUUUGAUGUUAAUGGUAAAAAUAAAAUCUUAAGUCCUGCUGAUUCAAUUAUUAAACCACUUAAUGAGAAGAUGGUGGAAAUAGUUGAACAUAUUAAACCUGAUAUCAAAAAAGUAUCAUCAGAGACUGCAACUAGUGAAAUCGCUAGAUCAAAACAAUUCAUAUGGAAUGUUUUAACUAUGAAAUCAGAAAAAGUUGAAUCAACUGAUUAG
Yamadazyma jaroonii is the source of this 645-nucleotide messenger RNA. Lineage: Eukaryota; Fungi; Ascomycota; Pichiomycetes; Serinales; Debaryomycetaceae. The record is from the annotation of a GenBank genome assembly.